GAGUCUGUCAACGAAGUAGAACCGCAUCAGGAAGUGUUGAAGAAAUUUAUUUCACGUACCUGUCGCUAUCUUUUGUCAUAUUUUGGUAAGAUUGUUGGUACACGCCGACCAGUGAGCAGGUGUGAUGGAGAGCGCAGAUCCAGGCCCAGCAGAUGGAGAGGAGCGAAUGGCAGAGCUGCGACUGAGGACACGCUCCAAUCCGGAGGGAGCGGAGGACAGACGGAGCAGUAACGGUGGCCUGAACAGUCCUCCACCUUCACAACCUACCGUGGGAAGUCGAGUGGAGGGAGAAGGAGAAGCGGCCAGCACGGACAGUCCUCCGGGUUCCACGUCCACCAUCACGACGACUAUUUCUGCCCCCAUCGCUGCUGCAGUCGCUACCACAGCAAGCGUCAUGUCCAGUGCAGUGCCUGCUUCAAUGACUGCUGCCAAAGAAAGACCCAAACCAAGCCAGCCCUCACUGGCUUCGCAGAUUCCUCUAGCUUCAGAACUCCAGCUACGAGCACCAAGAGUCAACUGCCCUGAAAAAGUGAUCAUCUGUUUGGAUUUGUCAGAGGAAAUGUCCCUGCAAAAACUGGAGUCCUUCAAUGGAUCCAAGAUGAACGCCCUUAAUAUCUCCCAGAAGAUGAUUGAAAUGUUUGUGAGAACAAAGCACAAAAUUGACAAGAGGCACGAGUUUGCCUUGGUGGUGGUCAACGAUGAUGCCUUGUGGUUAUCAGGUUUCACCUCUGACCCACGGGAGCUGUGUAGCUGUUUGUAUGAUCUUGAAACAAACGUCUGCGAAUCUUUCAACCUGGAGGAUCUUCUCAACAUCAUUCUCCAGAAGAUUGAGCUUCCACUGAUGGACAAUGUUCAGACGAUCCCACCACCCUUUGUGGUUCGUACGCUCCUUAUUUACAGUCGGCACGCGGGCCAGCUGCAGUUUAACCCCUCAGAUGCUGUCAGUAAAAUGCUACGCUCUCCGUACUUUUUCUUUGAUGUCAUUUAUCUUCAUAACGGCGCUGACGAGCAAAUGGAUGACAACAGCUGGAGGGACACGUAUGAAUCCUUUUCAAAGUUGGACUCUAAAGGGAUGUGCUACCGUUUUGAAGUGUCGCUGUGUGGCCCAGCCAUCGAGCUGCAUAACUGCAUGGCUAAGCUGCUGUGUCACCCGCUGCAGAGGCCCUUCCAGAGCCAUGCCUCGUACAGCCUGCUAGAGGGCGACGAGCCGCCAGAGAUCGAGGCCACAGUGUAGAGCAGCUCUCUCUAACCCUGAUCCUGGAAAUCACACUGUAGAGCUGUUUCAAUACUGAUGUAACACUGCUUCAUCUGGAUAAUCAGUGUUCAUGACGUGCUACAGUAGAUCAGCUGUGUUGAGUUCUGUAAUGUAAGUCUCCAUGAACAGGAUUAAAGAAGGGCAAGUUAAUGAAGCGUCUUCCCCUAAGAUUGUCUCCUAAUGAUGGACACCUUUCGAGAAAGGUCUUCACAUGUGGACUGCUGUGGAUUUUCUUUAACUUUGAGACUUUUCUUUCCCCCCAGUGGAUCCAGUCAGCAUGUUAUUAAUGCCUUUUGUCUUCUAUAUUUUAAAUGAUCAUUCAGUUAAUGUAGCCGUGUGUGUGUGUGUAUAUAUAUAUAUAUAUAUAUAUAUAUAUAUAUAUAUAUAUAUAUAUAUACACACAAAAUAUAUGCAUUUUAUUAAUGCCUUUUUUUCUUCUAUAUUUUAAAUGAUCAUUCAGUUAAUGUAGCCCCAUAUAUAUAUAUAGUGUGUGUGUGUGUAAUAUGUAUGUAUGUAUUUUUUUUCUGCAUUUUUUUUUUUUUUUUAUAUAUAUAAACCCUUCAGGCUAGCUUGGUGAAUGUGCAUAUGUGAAUUACAAGACGUGGGUUUUUUUUUUUUUUCGUUUUUAAAUAUCGUUUGAAAGUACACCAAAAUGAACUCUGUGAUCACUAGAAUGUCUAAAGAUAAUUGCUGUUCUGUUGAGUAAGUACACGGUGAAAUAAACCAUAAAAGUA
This is a messenger RNA of Neoarius graeffei (lesser salmon catfish), 1989 nucleotides long. It is a transcript of the gene babam1, whose product is annotated as BRISC and BRCA1 A complex member 1. The transcript has 9 exons. NCBI's taxonomy places the organism in Eukaryota, Metazoa, Chordata, Actinopteri, Siluriformes, Ariidae. The record is from RefSeq and is a predicted model, not a curated record. Gene Ontology annotation, biological process: positive regulation of DNA repair; mitotic G2 DNA damage checkpoint signaling; protein K63-linked deubiquitination. The coding region runs from base 125 to 1234 and encodes 369 amino acids. Gene Ontology annotation, cellular component: BRCA1-A complex; BRISC complex; nuclear body.